AUGGAUAAAACUCUCGAAUCGUCUCAAAGUCCAGUGGAUAAAGCGAAGAUUGAUGGCGGAAUUGUAAACACUUCACCCACCACCUCAACCUAUCACGAAAUGCAAGUAGCUACUCCCGCCACAAGUUCUGUUUCGAUUCAAAGCUCUUUGGAAAAAGGAAAGACCAGCGGCAAAACUUUCACAACUCCUCCCGAGACCCCUUUCUCUGGAAAUAUGGAGUCAAAUGCUGGACAACCGGCUCCUUCCUUAUCGGCAACAUCGUCCCCCACAUCUAGUCUAAACACUCCUGUAUUGCCAUCCCGACUAGACAUUUUUGCCAGCAUAGCAGCCGAAGCUCCAUACGCCGCGGCACUGCGCCCAGGAACAUAUACACACCAGUUCCUGACCUCUAGCAUUCGCACUCCAAUUGUUAGGAAUUGUAAAAGAUGCAUCACAGGCUGUGAAUUCAAAACUUUCGAUCAGAGUAUCUGUGAUGACUGCAUGGAGAGUGGUCAUGGAAGCGAAAUGGAUAUAAUGAUCUAUUAUAUCCGCGUGAUGGAGGAAAAUGAGGAACGCCAAUCUUCCGCAAGGCUCAAUGCUACAACUAGAAAUCAGGCAAUUGGCAAUGCUGCCAUUGGUGACGAUGACGAAGAUACGACUGGUUACGAUAGUGAUGCAACAAUCUCUAUCGCAAGCAAUUAUUAA
Molecule: messenger RNA, 684 nt
Organism: Botrytis deweyae
Lineage: Eukaryota; Fungi; Ascomycota; Leotiomycetes; Helotiales; Sclerotiniaceae
Exons: 1
Coding region: 1-684 (227 amino acids)
Source: RefSeq, a predicted model, not a curated record